GCCGCCGGGCGGUCCCCACCCCAGGCCUGCGACAGCCCGGGUCCGAGGCAGGCUCCAUAUCCUGAGCGCUGGGAUCCCCCAGGACACUGCCAGGCCCCCCAGGCCCUACCCCUGGCUCCUCCGAGUUUCUCAGGCCACAGGGUGCCUGAUACUCGGUGGCCCGGCACCUGCCCCAGCGCCUGGCCUCGCAAUGCUACCCCCUCUGUGCUCCCUCCUUCUGGCCCUGGGCCUGGGCCUGGCUGGAGCCCUCAACCCCAACGACCCCAACACCUGCAGCUUCUGGGAAAGCUUCACCAUCACCACCAAGGAGUCCCACUCCCGCCCCUUCAGCCUGCUCCCCUCGGAGCCCUGCGACCGGCCCUGGGAGAGCCCCCACAGCUGCCCCCAGCCCACGGUCGUCUACAGGCCGGUGUACCGCCAGGUGGUGAGGACAGAGCACCGGAAGCGUCUGCGGUGCUGUGUGGGCUUCUACGAGAGCCGGGGCACCUGUGUCCCUCUCUGCGCCCAGGAGUGUGUCCACGGCCACUGUGUGGCUCCCGAUCGGUGCCAGUGCGCGCAGGGCUGGCGGGGCGGCGACUGCUCCAGCGCUUGUGCCCCAGGCAUGUGGGGGCCUCAGUGUGACAAGCCCUGCCACUGCGGGAACAACAGCUCCUGUGACCCCAAGAGUGGAGCCUGCUUCUGCCCCUCCGGCCUGCAGCCCCCACGCUGCCUCCAGCCCUGCCCUUCUGGCCGGUACGGUCCUGCCUGUCAGCUACCCUGCCAGUGCCACGGAGCGCCCUGUGACCCCCGGACCGGAGCCUGCUUCUGCCCCCCAGAGAGAACGGGACCCAGCUGUGAGAUGUCCUGUCUCCCCGGCAUCGUUGACUUCUGCCCCAGCACCUACCCUUGCCACAACGGGGGUGUCUACCAGGCCUCCCAGGGCUCCUGCAGCUGCCCACCUGGUUGGAUGGGCACCAUCUGCUCCCUGCCCUGCCCAGAGGGCUUCCACGGACCCAACUGCUCCCAGGAGUGCCAAUGUCACAAUGGUGGCCUCUGUGACCGAUUCACUGGCCAGUGUCGCUGCGCUCCGGGCUACACGGGGGAUCGGUGCCGUGAGGAGUGCCCCGUGGGCCGCUUCGGCCAGGACUGUGCGGAGACGUGCGACUGCGCCCAGGGCGCGCGCUGCUUCCCGGCCAACGGCGCGUGUCUGUGCGAACACGGCUUCACCGGGGACCGCUGCACCGAGCGCCUCUGUCCCGACGGCCUCUACGGCCUCAGCUGCCAGGAGCCCUGCACCUGCGACCCGGAGCACAGCCUCAGCUGCCACCCGAUGAGCGGGGAGUGCUCGUGCCUGCCGGGCUGGGCCGGCCUGCACUGCAACGAGAGCUGCCCGCAGGACACGCACGGGCCCGGCUGCCAGGAGCACUGCCUCUGUCUCCACGGCGGCGCGUGCCAGCCCGACAGCGGCCUGUGCCGGUGCGCGCCCGGCUACACGGGCCCGCAUUGCGCUAGCCUCUGCCCCCCCGACACCUAUGGAGUCGACUGCAAGGCGCGCUGCUCCUGCGACCACGCCAUAGCCUGCUCGCCCGUCGACGGCGCCUGCGUCUGCAAGGAGGGUUGGCAACGUGGUAACUGCUCCGUGCCCUGCUCCCCCGGAACCUGGGGCUUCGGUUGCAAUGCUAGCUGCCAGUGUGCCCACGAGGCAGCCUGCAGCCCCCAAACUGGAGCCUGUACCUGCACCCCUGGGUGGCAUGGGGCCCACUGCCAGCUCCCCUGCCCGAAGGGGCAGUUUGGUGAAGGCUGUGCCAGCCGCUGUGAGUGUGACCACUCUGACGGCUGCGACCCUGUUCGUGGACACUGCCGGUGCCAGGCUGGCUGGACGGGGACCCGCUGCCACCUGCCCUGCCCCGAUGGCUUCUGGGGAGCCAACUGUAGUAAGAGCUGUACCUGCAAGAAUGGGGGCACCUGCGUCCCCGAGAACGGCAAUUGCGUGUGCGCCCCCGGAUUCCGAGGCCCCUCCUGCCAGAGAUCCUGCCAGCCUGGCCGCUAUGGCAAACGCUGUGUGCCCUGCAAGUGUGCCAACCACUCCUCCUGCCACCCCUCGGAUGGGACCUGCUACUGUCUGGCCGGCUGGACAGGCCCCGAUUGCUCCCAGCCAUGCCCUCUAGGACACUGGGGAGCCAAUUGUGCCCAGCCCUGCCAGUGCCACCAUGGAGGCACCUGCCACCCCCAGGAUGGGAGCUGUUUCUGCCCCCCAGGCUGGACUGGACACCUCUGCUUGGAAGGCUGCUCUCCCGGGAUGUUCGGAGCCAACUGCUCCCAGCCAUGCCAGUGCGGUCCUGGAGAGAGGUGCCACCCGGAGACUGGGGCCUGUGUGUGUUCCCCAGAGGACAACGGUGCACCCUGUAGGAUUGGAAACCAGGAGCCCUUCACCAUGAUGCCUACCUCUCCGGUGACCUAUAACUCGCUGGGGGCAGUGAUUGGCAUCGCAGUGCUGGGGUCCCUGGUAGUGGCCCUGCUGGCGCUGUUCAUUGGCUACCGCCAUUGGCAAAAAGGCAAAGAACAUCAACACCUGACGGUGGCCUACAGCGGCGGGCGCCUGGACAGCUCCGAGUACGUCAUGCCAGAUGUCCCCCCGAGCUACAGCCACUACUACUCCAACCCCAGCUACCACACCCUGUCACAGUGCUCCCCCAACCCCCCGCCCCCUAACAAGGUUCCAGGCAGUCAGCUGUUCACUAGCCUCCAGGUCCCCGAGCGGCCAGGGGGUGUGCAUGGCCUGGAUAACCACAGCACCCUGCCUGCUGACUGGAAGCACCGCCGGGAGCCCCCACCAGGGCCUCUGGACAGGGGUAGCGGCCGCCUGGACCGAAGCUACAGCCCCAGUUCCAGCAGCCACGGAGGUCCAGGCCCGUUCUCUAGCAAAGGGCCCAUCUCUGAGGAGGGGCUGGGGGCCAGCCUGGCUUCCCUGAGCAGCGAAAACCCCUACGCCACCAUCCGGGACCUGCCCAGCCUCCUAGGGAGCCCCCGGGAGAGCAGCUAUGUGGAGAUGAAAGGCCCUCCCUCAGGGUCCCCCCCCAGGCAGCCCGCUCAGCUCUGGGACAGCCAGAGGCGGCGCCGCCCCCAGCCACAGAGAGACAGUGGCACCUAUGAACAGCCCAGCCCUCUGACCUAUGACCGAGCCUCUGUGGGCUCCCAGCCCCCACUGCCUCCGGGCCUGCCCCCUGGCCACUACGACUCACCCAAGAACAGCCACAUCCCGGGACACUAUGACUUGCCUCCAGUACGGCACCCCCCGUCACCCCCGCUCCGGCGCCAGGACCGCUGAGGGUCAGGAUGGCAGGCAGGGACCAGCAUACCCGUUCUUUGCUGCCCGAGGUUGGGGACAGAGCCUGCUGUACCCUGCCAGGCGCAGGGAGAGGACCGGCAGACCGUGAACAUGAGCACAUUUACUAGAGGAAGUGAAUGUGGAGGGGACAGGGCCUGGCUCCCGGCUUCCAGCGUGGGAGACCCUGGUCAGCAGGAAGCCCGCGUUCCCUUUCAUCCAUGUUCCAACCUGCUGCUCCCCAAGGCCCCAGGGCCCUUGUGCAUAAACUGGUGGGAUGAAUGUUGCUAGAAAAGUCUGAUUUCAGAUUAAUGUCAAAAAUGUACAUUGGGUUCCUUUUCUGUGCACUCCCAGGCUGUGUGUGUGUGUGUGUGUGUGUGUGUGUGUAGCUUCAGAGGGCUUCGAGGCACACCGCCUGUCCUGGGGCACUCACUGUGUAGUCGAGAGGCAGCCCAAACCAGUUAACUCUAGCAAUAGCCUCUCUGGCCUCCCUGCAUCCACUUGGUACCUGCUCCAACCAACGGCUCAGAAUACAAGGUGGUUAGCUGACCUCCGCCUGAAAGUCUUCAUGGGCGCCCCAUGGCUCUUGGGCCCGAGUCAAAACUGUCAGAGGCCUUAGGGGCUCUGCUGGCCUGGCCUGUCUCUUCAGCCUCACCUGGAACUGUGUUCACUGUCACUCCGUUUCAGUCACCCUGGGCUCCAGGUCCUACCAGCCACGCUUCUUCCUACCACAGGAACUUUGCACGUCCAUCCUCUUCUCUUCCACUCACCUGUUCACUGCUGUUUGUCCUUCACAUCCUCUCUUCAUGGAAGUGCCUCUCUUGCAUUGCACGGAUUACAGCUGUGUGCGUUCACUGGAUACCUGGAGAAGGCCUUCAGGGUGCCAGCUCUCUCUGGAAUGUGUUGUUUCUUUAUGUGAUCAUUUGAUUAAUCUCUGCCUCCCCCACCAGACUGUGGGUUCCCCCAACGCAGUUACCAUGUAUUGUGCUCAACAUUGGUUCCCCUUGGCACACAGUAGGCACUCAAUAAACGUUCCCCAAAAGGCUGAA
Callorhinus ursinus (northern fur seal) is the source of this 4353-nucleotide messenger RNA. The record is from RefSeq and is a predicted model, not a curated record. Lineage: Eukaryota; Metazoa; Chordata; Mammalia; Carnivora; Otariidae.